UUCAGCUUCCUUUAUCAGUACAGUGCUUUCGUUUCAGACGAAUAAACGAGAGUGCGCCAGCAUUUCAACAUCAGACAUUUGGGCCGUUUUACAACUAACAAUCAAGCGAGUUUCUGAAGACUGUGUCAGCUUAACGGAAUAAAGGCGAAAAUGAGAAACGAAUUGUUAUUAUUGAGUGCACUUCUCAUUGCUGCAACAGCUCUCACCUCAGGUGAUUAUGGUCAAAGUGCUACAGCAAGCCAUGUGCAUUCAACCACAGUCCAUUCUAACAUCACCGGAACUACAGCCAGCCCAAACACAACAACUCACAGCCCAAACACAACAACUCACAGCCCAAACACAACAACUCACAGCCCAAACACAACAACUCACAGCCCAAACACAACAACCCACAGCCCAAACACAACAACCCACAGCCCAAAAACAACAACUGCGCCACCUGCUCCAACUCCUUCAGCCAAACUCACAGUUGGGAAUUAUAACUUAAGUGACAGUGGCAAACUGUGUUUUCUGGCUAAAGUAGCAAUGCAGAUCCGUGUGAACAGCAGCAAGGUUAAUGGCACAUUCAUUGUUCAAGAACACAAAACCAAUGUCAGCGGGAGCUGUGGUGAAAAAGUGACGGAUAUCUUUCUCUCUUUCAAUGAGGGCCAAAUUGCCCUGAAAUUUAGAAAUAAUGAGACAUCAAAAAUGGUCUAUGUUGAGACUUUGGAGUACGACUUGACCUAUGCUUUCAAAUAUGGAGUGUCAAGCAAUUUCAGUGGGAAGAAUGAAUCUCUUUGGCUGUUUGCCGCGGCUGAGGGUCAUUCAUACUCCUGCAAAGCUCAGCCAGUGUACAUGGGAGGUGGUGUGCAUCUGGAUCUCUCCAGUUUAAGGAUUCAGGCCUACAAUAUAAAGAACAAUGACUUCGGAACUCCUGAUCUGUGCAAGGCUGAUCAACCUAACUACCGGGUUCCCAUCGCUGUGGGCAUUAUCCUCAUCAUCCUCAUCGUUAUUGUAGUCAUUGCUUAUCUUGUCAGCAGGAAACGGAGGGCUGAUGGGUAUCAGUCUCUAUAAAGGCCCGCAAACCCUUACUUAUGUGAAGUACGACAAGCAAUUCCAGUUUACAGGAAUGGUUAUGCUUUAAUGUAUGUCUUAAGUGAAUGUUACAUAUGUACUGAUGAACAGGGAUGACCUAGGAUUUGUCCAAGCAAAGUUUACUAAAUGAAAUGCAGACAUGCCACUUCCUAACAAAAGCUGCUGUUGCCAUCAAGAUUUGUACAUCACAAUAAGAUCAUAAUACAACCAGACAAUGAAAGGCUACCUUAGUACAUACCAUAUUUAGCUCACCUUCAUGAAUUAAUCACCUUUUUUAAGAACCUAAAGUAAUCACAUGUUAAACCGAUAUGACAAAUGGAUGUUAAUUAUCAACUGUUGCUUAAAUGUAAGUGUAAGUGACCUUUUCUGUGAGCGCUCUUAACUGCCUUUUGAACAUCUUGUGUAUUUUCUAUCCUGACAGGCCAAACAAUAUUAAUCUGAUAAAUAUGUGCAUUAGUCUUUCCAAAGAGGCUGUAAAACAUGCAGCAAAAAUCAAUAGGGCUAAAUUAAAGGGAAGUUUUAUCUUGUGUAAGGUGCAUACAUUGUACUUUGCAAUUAAUAAUAAAAAGAGUUUUUUUAAGCAGGUGCAACCCUGUUUUCAUUGUGCGAUAAGUAUACUUUUGCUCUUUUUUCAUUAAUAUUUUUUUCUGUUUUUAAACUGAAGAGCUUUACUGUCCUGUAUAUUAAUCUGAUGUUGUAACUGAAGCUGAGCCUUACAAUACAAAAUGCACUGAAUAAAGGGAUUAAUAUGCAAAUGUAUAAUUUUGUUUACAGCUAAUAAAAUCUUUAAGAAACACCA
Myxocyprinus asiaticus (Chinese sucker) is the source of this 1873-nucleotide messenger RNA. RefSeq names its product CD68 molecule (gene cd68). Gene Ontology annotation, cellular component: membrane. The transcript has 6 exons. The coding region runs from base 151 to 1053 and encodes 300 amino acids. NCBI's taxonomy places the organism in Eukaryota, Metazoa, Chordata, Actinopteri, Cypriniformes, Catostomidae. The record is from RefSeq and is a predicted model, not a curated record.